AUGCUCGGAAAAGUAGAGAGAGAGAAGCUAUUUGUGGAGAAUGGAAGCAUAUUACUGGAGAAGUUAAUUGCCUGUGGUAGUAGCAGGUCUAUUCCCAUCCGUAGCUUCUCCAUUAAAGAGCUCCUGAAGGCCACGAACAACUUCGAUCCUCACCUUCUUUUUCACAAAGAUGGGUUUUUUCAAUGGUACAAUGGGUCUUUCGAAGACAGGUUCAUUUCCGUUAAGAAAUAUUACACAAAGCGAGAAUUCAAAGAAGCACACCGAGAAUUCUCAAAAGGAAUACCGGACCUUCCCUUCACUGAUAUGGCUAUCUGUGCAAAGAUGUGCGCUCACAAGAAUGUUCUUAAGCUCAUAGGGUGCUGUCUCGAGACUCCAUCUCCCGUUCUAGUCUACGAAUCUGAUGAAAAUAGAACCCUUUCCGACCGAAUUCUUGCCUCUAAUCCACAAGAUCGACCUAUGCCAUGGACGAGCAGGCUCAAGGUUGCAAGGGAGAUUGCUCAUGCUAUUGCAUAUCUCCACACAGCCUUCUCCAGACCCAUUGUUCAUGGGAAUAUAAAACCAGGAAACAUCUUCUUUGACCAACGUGACAUUCCCAAACUAUCUGAUUUUUCAAUGUGUAUUGAAAUCCCAGAGGGUGAAAUUGAGGUGAUAGAUUUGGUGGGGUCUCGUUGUAUCACAUGCCCCUACUAUAUUGGUGCGGGCAUUGUGACGGAAAAAACCGAUGUCCAUAGCUUUGGAUAUCUUCUGUUGGAGAUUGUAGCUGGAAAAUCUUUAAGGGAUCUAUGCCGCGGAACUGGUUAUUUUACAAACUGGCAAGAUUACACAAGAACAAACAUUGUAAAGAAUGUCGAAUCUGCAAUCCAGGCAGGGGAAGUAGAAGCUGGUCUGAAGCAGCAAUUGCAAGCCUCAAUGGAGCUUUCCCGGAUAUGCAGAGAUGAGAAUCCAGAGUCUAGGCCAACCAUGGUUGAUGUUACAAAAGAACUACGACGGAUUGAGAGGUCCAUUCCAUAA
Molecule: messenger RNA, 1011 nt
Organism: Carya illinoinensis
Lineage: Eukaryota; Viridiplantae; Streptophyta; Magnoliopsida; Fagales; Juglandaceae
Product: serine/threonine-protein kinase ZRK1-like
Exons: 1
Coding region: 1-1011 (336 amino acids)
Biological process (GO): cell surface receptor signaling pathway; protein phosphorylation
Cellular component (GO): plasma membrane
Molecular function (GO): ATP binding; protein serine/threonine kinase activity
Source: RefSeq, a predicted model, not a curated record